Molecule: messenger RNA, 620 nt
Organism: Acanthocheilonema viteae
Lineage: Eukaryota; Metazoa; Nematoda; Chromadorea; Rhabditida; Onchocercidae
Source: the annotation of a GenBank genome assembly
GAAUUGGUGGGAUCAGUUUGGGUGAAUUGUAUAAUUGUGUUGAGCAGUUCACGGUCAUGGAAUCACCAUCUUGGAUGUUCAGCAAAGCGUUAUCACAUCGUCAGAAAGUAUGUCGAUUAUUCAAACGUGCAAUGCGUGAAGUAGAUGGUUACUACGGCACAGAUAUUAGUUUGUAUAUACUUACAUCCGCUGGUGAUAUUAGGAUUAGGCAAGGUUAUCGUUUUAAUCUGGAAGCUCGUUUCCAAAAGGUAGUGAUGCGGGCUCGUUUCGAUGCGUAUAAAAACGAAAAUGAUCCGGACAAAGCUCGACUGUUAUAUUUGGAUGGUUGUCGUCAAAUAUGGGAACGGAAACAUUGGACUACUUUUCGCUUUGGCUCAGACGUCGGUGGUGCAUCAUACGAUCGUGAUAAGCAUAAUAUGCCGGAUGCCAUGCUUGAUAGUACAACGUGGACAAAUGUGGAACGUGAACAAUUUCCUUAUUAUUUCAAUCGACGUGAGCAAAGAAAGAAAGAGCUACUUGCUCAUUGGUCCAAAAUUGAGAAAGAAUGGGAUGAGGAAUUGGCUAAAAUCCAGACUGAACUGCCGAAAUCGUCGGAGAAAGAAGUGAACAAAAAUAAAUAA